CUAAAGAAACCACUACUGCAGCCUUAUCAGUUGAUUUCGUAAGUAAUGUACCAUCGCAAUCAAGUGUUUGUAAAUUCUGACCGGAAUACCCUGCGUGCAAUGAAAUCUUAAACACCAUGCACAGAUAAUGGCAAACAUUGGUAUAAGAUCAGUAGAUUCAUAACCGCGAGAGGUAUUAGUUGUUCUGAUCUCAAUUGAACCUUUCCAAUCAAGUUUUUUCACGACUGAAUAGCUGCAAUUAUGUGUACGAAAAUUAUCCUUUCCCGGCUAAUUGUUGUGUUAAUGUGUUACCAAUUAGGUCAGUCGGCACCAAUUCCAGCAUCGCCAUGCAGAAACAUGUUUAAAUACAAAACUCAUUCAAGAACUAAUGAAACAAUAGGUUUUAUAACAUUGACUGACGUUGAUGCAAACGAAAACCUUAGACUUGAUGUGCAGAUAUCAGUGGGAGCCUUGCUGAAAAAGAAUCAAAAGGCUUAUCUUAAGCUAUCCAAAUCUCUCGAGGCUACGUACUACGACAUAGUUCUAAAUAAAACAGCAAAAUAUUGGAUCAAAUUCCCAGUGCAAGAUCCUAUUCCGGUGCUAGUGUCAAUAGUCCGAAAUGGAGAAGAGUUGUGCUCCGGAUCACAAAUCGAACGGUAUCCAGAGACUACUAUAAAUUUGAGUUAUACUAUCAUUGCUCCAAAAUACAUCGUUGAGCAGUACGCGAUGAAAUAUUCGUCAAUUACUCCAAGAACCACCCGAAGACCCACCACAACAACAACUCUAACGCCUAAACAUUUACAAGACAAUUGCGGCACUUCCAACCUGGUUACGGAGCUCGCCAUGAAUGGCAUAUCCACUCGGGCAGGCCAAUUUCCAUGGGUUGUGCCACUGUUUAAGCGCAAACCAAGAGCAGAUCCCGAAUACUUCUGUGUUGCGACAAUCGUUACGAGUCGGCAUUUGCUGACCGCGGCGCAUUGCGUUUAUGACAAGCGCCCCGAAGAAAUUCUAGCUAUGCCCGGGAAGCACGACAUCUCAGAUCUAUCCGCCGGAAAUGGAGCCAUACAUGCCGAUAUACAGAAGAUCUCGUGCCACGAAGAAUACGAAAGUGCCAGUGAUCAUCUCGUCGACCAAGACGCGGAUAUUGCCGUUCUGAGAUUGGAAAAUAACCUCCGUUUCACGCAGUUCAUAAGGCCGAUUUGUUUGUGGCGAGAUCAUAGCCCGUUAAAUAUAAACAGCGCUCACAAAGGAGUUGUGUCAGGUUGGGGCGAGAACGAAGAAGACAGUUCCACAACCACUCCUUUCUAUUACACGAGUACCAUUGUUAGUAAGCAGCAGUGCAGCGAGAAUUUGGACAUCAGCAUUCCGAAAAGGGCCAGAGUAUUCUGUGGCGAUGGAGCAGGUUCUGUCGCUUGCAGAGGAGACUCCGGUAGCGCAAUGGUUAUGAGUCGCAACAACCGCUUUUAUCUGCGAGGCGUGGUAUCCAAAGCAGUCCUGGAUGAAAUGACGUUUAAAUGCGAUUCCAGCAAAUAUGCAAUUUACACCGAUGUUCCAAGCUUUAUCUAUUGGAUAAUGAGUAAUACUUAUGAUAUUGAUGAUGACUAAUAAACUUAUUUCACGUAA
Messenger RNA from Aedes albopictus (Asian tiger mosquito), 1602 nucleotides. RefSeq names its product proclotting enzyme. The coding region runs from base 241 to 1584 and encodes 447 amino acids. Lineage: Eukaryota; Metazoa; Arthropoda; Insecta; Diptera; Culicidae. Gene Ontology annotation, biological process: proteolysis. The record is from RefSeq and is a predicted model, not a curated record. Gene Ontology annotation, molecular function: serine-type endopeptidase activity. The transcript has 3 exons.